GACAGGAGACAAUUUUGUGAAAUUUUAGUUUCAUCAACUGAAAAUUGAACACUUACAACUUUGCUGGAAAGGUGAAAUAAAGCUGUGGCUGUCCCUAGGGCUGGGGCUGUCCAGGCCGCUGUUCAGACUGGUUCCCGCACCCUCCCUGCACCGUAACCCAGUCCCUGCACGCCCUAGGGACGGCCCUCUGCGGGGCUGCUUCUGAUCCCCAACAUCAGCUUGGACUCUCCAAGUCCCUCUGUCUUUACUUUCAGGGCCAGGUCACCAGGGGGCAGGAGAAGUCAGAAACAGGCUGGGGCCAGGGUCUGCCAUGGGGGCAGCAGGGGUGAGGUGAGAGGGGCAGUGGGGAGGCUGCUCCCUGUAAGGUCCCUGUGGUGAUCCUGCAGGACUCCACAGUUAAAGCUGCGGGGGCUACUUGAAUGUAUGGAGAGAUGGGUACAUAUAGGAGCUGGUUAAACGUAUGAGAGAUGGUUAAACAGUCACAGGCUUGGCCAGGACUCGCUGCCACAAGUGCCCCAAAGGCUUCGUUCAGGAACACUGGCCAACAGGCAUAUGUGCAGAGCCCGAGGGAGGAAGCACUGUCCAGUGCACACUCGUGGACAGGUGCCUGCUGCAGGCCAGGACCUUGACUCAGUGCUGGGUCAGAAGACAUGUGUGCUGUGGCCCCACCUGGAGGAGGUCUGGCUGGAGACCUUUCUCUAUACCAGGCACCAGCAGCACCCCAAGCACUCCACAAUGCUGACAGGGAGAAUCUGCUGAUGCCCACCGGAAGUCAGGCCCAGCCUUGAGGGGUUGCUGCAGGGAAACAGGGAAGGUCCCACCUAGGGGGAGUCACUUCAGCCACGUGCAGAGGGAUGGAGGAUUGAAGAUGGUGGGAGAGCCUUCCUGCAAGGGGGGAAUAGCUGGACAGGUCAGUGGGUCCUAAUCACAAAGAGCCUGGACAGUCAUUUGGCUGCACCUGAGAGAAACUCAAACAGACUCAUGUAAUGAAGCAGUCCACAGAGCAGCUUCGGGCACAGCAGGAUCCAGGGCCUCACCCACUGAACUCAGGAAUGUGCUCACUUUCCUGGCUCCUUGAGGGACAGGAUGGUCCCAACCGUGCCAUUCCACUGCUCAGGGACCCAGGGGAAAGAGCUUUCAAGUGCCACAGAAGUUCUAGGAUUGCAUCUGAGCCCUCUAGUUUGGAUCAGGUCCACCCCUGACUCAUUCUUGUGGCCAGCAGCAGGGCAAAUACGUUGAUUGUCUAAGCCUGGUCAAAAACAACCUUCACUGCGAGUAGGAGUGGAUACUGGAAACAGUCAGUCCCUAAAUGUCUAGGAAUGAUAAUGGAAAAGAGAUGAUUCCUGGGGAUGCAGUGGCUAUGGGGUGGGAGGAUCCCUCCCUGGCAGCCCUCCCAGGAGGUGAUCACUGGGCUCAGGUGGGCACAGAAGAGCCUAUGGGAGGCAGGGCCUGCCCAGCCAGGAUCCUGGGGGACCAGCAGGUCCAAAUGCCCCUUGCUAUUGCAGGUAGGCAUGCCCCGGACACUGAGCACCUCCGACAUGGUCACUCCAGGCAGCCUCGGCCUACCCCACCCUGAGCCCACGGAUGGUGAGCAGGCCGGGCAGCCCCUCCUGGAUGGAGCUCCAUCCUCAGCCUCCCUGGACACCCUGAUCGAGCAGCUGGUGCCCAAAGCUGACUACUACCCUGAGAAAGCCUACAUCUUUACCUUCCUGCUGAGCUCCCGCCUCUUCAUCGAGCCCCAGGAGCUCCUGGCCCGGGUCUGCCACUUGUGCAUCGAGCAGCAGCAGCUGGACAAGCCAGUGCUGGACAAGGCCCAGGUCCGGAAGUUUGGCCCCAAACUGCUCCAGUUGUUGGCCGAGUGGACAGAGACGUUCCCUCGGGACUUCCAGGAGGAGUCGACCAUCAGUCACCUGAAGGAUGUGGUGGGCCGCAUCGCCCCCUGUGACGAGGCAUACCGAAAGAGGAUGCAUCAGCUCUUGCAGGCUCUGCACCAGAAGCUGGCAGCUCUGGGCCAGGGGCCGGAAAGCCUGCUGGGCGCUGACAAGCCCAUCUCCUACAGGAACAAGCCUCCAGCCUCUAUCCACAGGGAGCUCCUCAGCAUCUGCAGUGACCCCUACACACUGGCUCAGCAGCUGACCCACAUAGAGCUGGAACGGCUACAACACAUUGGACCUGAGGAAUUUGUCCAGGCUUUUGUGAACAAGGACCCUCUGGCCAGCACAAAGCCUUGUUUCAGUGACAAGACUAACAACCUGGAAGCUUACGUGAAAUGGUUCAACAGAUUGUGCUACCUCGUGGCUACUGAGAUCUGCAUGCCGUCCAAGAAGAAACAGAGGGCCCAGGUGAUUGAGUUCUUCAUCGACGUAGCCCGUGAGUGCUUCAACAUCGGCAACUUCAACUCCCUAAUGGCCAUCAUCUCUGGCAUGAACAUGAGCCCUGUCUCAAGACUGAAGAAGACCUGGGCCAAAGUGAAGACAGCCAAGUUUUUCAUCCUCGAGCACCAGAUGGACCCAACAGGGAAUUUCUGCAACUAUAGAACAGCCCUGCGUGGGGCAGCCCACCGCUCCCUGACCGCCCACAGCAGCCGAGAGAAGAUUGUCAUCCCCUUCUUCAGCCUGCUCAUCAAAGACAUCUACUUCCUAAACGAAGGCUGUGCCAACCGCCUCCCCAAUGGACACGUCAACUUUGAGAAAUUUCUGGAGCUGGCCAAGCAAGUAGGAGAGUUCAUCACAUGGAAACAAGUGGAGUGUCCCUUCGAGCAAGACCCCAGCAUCACCCACUACCUGCACACUGCUCCCAUCUUCAGCGAGGAUGGUCUUUAUUUGGCUUCUUAUGAAAGUGAGAGUCCAGAGAACCAAACAGAAAAAGAGAGGUGGAAAUCUCUAAGGUCUUCUAUUCUGGGGAAGACGUGAAAAGCACUGAGCUGGAGGAGGAGGAGAGGGGGGAGGAGGAGAGGAAGCCAGCAGAAGCCUUCUGCCGCCCUGCCCCAGCCAGCCCAGUGGGAGGAGGAGGCAUUGGUGCCUCGCUGCUUUGCAAACCGUGACCCUGUGGCCUGGUGCCCAUCACAGUGACCACACAGCACAGGAGACCUUUCUCCACCUUUUGUGGAACCUCAGCCCUGGAAGGGCCCAGAGCCUCCAAACACAGGGGUGGCACGUGCCUCAGGGGCCCUACCUUCAGGACAGUGAUGUUCACAUUGUUGGUCAGUCUGUCUGUCCUCAGCGAUGACCCAAGGGGUUGGGUGACUGCAGUGUUGCUCUCAGUGGGUGACUCGUGCCAUGGAGACAGACACCCGGUCCAUCUCCAGAUGGCCUGGGAGCCUCUGUAUCUCCAGCAAACAUCACCAUGACGUGAGAAGGGCCAGAGUCCACCAGUGGCCUCUGCCAUUCUACUGAUGGACCUGACCCUGCCCCUUGAGAUGGGCUGGUUUCUGCAGCCCCGUGCACCCCCUUUCUGCAUCCUGCUGGUAUCGGGAUAGCUUUCUGGUGACCACUAUAAUGCUGGUCAGCAGGACAAAUUUGAGUCACAGACUUGACAGUGUGUACAGUACAUUGUAAAUUUUAGAGUUGGUAUAAACACAUUGGUAUACCCUGCGUAUCCACAUCCACUUCAUGUCUCUCACCCGUGGGCUUCUGCCAGGAUGCAGGGCAGUUUCCCAGCUCAGGCCCAGGAAUGCUGUGACCACAGCUCAGGAGGGGGACUUGGUGGCUAUUUCCACUCCAUAAACCCCAUGUCCUGCUAAAAGGAGCUGGUGUGCAGUAGAUGCUAGGUAAGCUCCGGUGAAUGGAUACUGACAGCCUUGUGUGAGGCCAGACACAUCUCUUGUUUGGGCAAGGAGUGAUGAACCCAGGGAGGACCCUCAGCCCACCAUGAAGCUCCUCCCCUGGGGCUCUCACCCAGCCCUUCACACGCUGAGCCAAGUUUCUGGGCCAGGAAGUGGAGGGGCUGUGGAGCUGCUGAGCCCCCACUUGGCAAGUGACCACGUCACCCAGCCAAGAAGUCAGGGAGCGUGAUGUACACCCCCAUUCCUGGUCAGGGCCUGAGGGCAGAGUGAUGUGUUGAAGGUGCACUGAUGCAUCCUGGCCAGCUCCUGACCAUGUCAGGACUCUCAGAGUCUAGGCCCCCUUCAGCUAGGACCUGACACCUCUGUCCUGGCAGUGUGGCCUUGGGUCCCACCUGAGGGACAGGCAAAGCCAGAGCAACCAGCACCCCAGGUGCCUCCCCCAACUCGAGGCAUUCUGCCUGAUGAACCCAGGACCUCAGCAAGGCCCCAGAAGGGCCCUGCAGCCUGACAGAGGCAUGGGAAUGCUGCACGUUAGGGUUGAAUGGGAUCUGAUCUGCACCAUACCAGCCCACCCCUUUCCAUCUGAGACCCUAGAGAGGGUGAGUAGUGGAGUGGGUAGCAGAGCAGGAACUGGGCUUCAGCCAAACCCAGGCUCCCACCCUGCCUCACACCAUAUCUAGCUCCCACAGGGGUGUGGGUGGGGCCCUGGUGCCAAACCCAAGGAGUCCUGGGGGGUUCCAGGAGCUGACUAGAAGCACCUCCUGAUCCCCUCGUCCCUACCCAACACACUCCCUUGGUGUCUGGGGCAACAUUAGACAAAACCCCUACAAACAUCAGCAGGGACUGUCCCUGCAUCCUGGUCACACUGAGCGCUGCCUGUCAGGAGCAGGGGCAAGUGGCACAGAAGGGGUUAGUGGCCUUGGAGACAUGUGAUGGCCGGUCCAGGGCUGAUGCCCAUGGAGCUCUGGGAGGCCUGCCCGGGAAAGAGGAGGUUAUAUCCUUCCCCAGCCACAGGGAGACAGGACACUCUGGAGGGGGCUCCCAGUCUACCCAUGGGCCCCGACCUUGCUGGUCACCUGGCUCCAGCUCCCUGCUCCUGAGCAACUCAGUUCAGGGACCUAUGAGGAAACCCCAGAAUGCUGAGCUUCAGGAAGCAGCAGGUGAGGUCAAGGGGCUGGGGGCAGCUGGCCACUGUCCCCCCUGCCUCAUGCAAUCCCUCACCCAGGCCCAGGAUCCCAGCUCUCUCUCCAAGGCCAGAUUCCAAAUUCCUCAGCUCAGCCAUACCCCUCGCAGUCCUCUCCAUCUCAUACUAGGAGAUUGCGGCAGCCUCCUCCAGGCUGUGGGGAGCAUGAAGAAAGGAUGUUGGAGAAGCAGUACAGGGCCCGCAGCUGAAACUCUGGAGGUUAGGUGGGAGGCAAGUCAAGCAUGUCACUGCUGAUAGAGGCCCACCCCCAGGCUUGAGGCUAUUUCCUAUUUCCUAGUUCUGUGGCCUUGCAAUUGCUCUUCCCGCUGCCUGGCAUGCUGUUCCUGAGCUUGUUGAUCUAGUCGGAGCUGCAAACUCAGCUGUAAGUUCCCCCUUCUGGGCAGAGGUUCCUGACAUGCAGCCCCCUCACCCACAUCUGCUCCCUCUAGUCUGCAAGCCCCUCAGAGGCCCAGUGCAGAAUAGGUGUCAGGUGAGGAUAGUGGUGUGAGGCCUGGGCUCAUCCCCAGCUGGGAGAGAGUCCAGGGAAGGAGGGAAGGAGGCAGCCCAUGGCCAGCCCCACAGAGAUCACAGGGCCAAGGGGACUCAAGCUGAGUGUGUUUGUGUCUUAGGUUCAUCCCAGGGGCCCUGCUCCCUGCCUCGCUGAGCAUCCACUUGGUACCAAGCCCUGGGUGCCCAGGCUAGGAGGAGGGCCUUCUCUCAGUAACUCCGCAGGUGGGGAUCUUGGUGCCCUUUCUCCAGGUGCAGCCUCGGAGCCCAGAGAGGGAUGGUGCCCUGCUCAUAGCCAUUUGGAUGGUUCCUUAGUCACAUCCAGGACUCCAGGCCCUUCCCUGUAGAGGCCCUUUUGUCCUCCUGCCGUCCUGGCCUCAGUCCCUAUGGCCAGGUCAGAUGGCCCACAGGGGAUGCAGCAGUUGGAGCCUAUUCCUGGGGGGCAGGUGUCAGCCACACAGGUGGUGCCCAAGAGUGAGGCCCGUGAGGCCCAGUUUGGUGCCAGGUGACACAGAUCCCUGCCACACAGCAGGUUUGAGGCCGCCCAGCUGAGCCACACAGCAGGCACUUGGGCCUCAGGGCUCCGGGACGACCAACAGCCCCACUGUGCACAGGAGGCCAGGGAAGGGCCAUGGCUAUGGUCUCUCUUUUUUUGUCUAGCACUUUUUCUCUGAGCCCUCCAGGGAAGGAACAGGGGGGUUAGGACAGGAAGAUGUCCCUGUCUGGGGUUUGCCUCAGAGACCCCUGGGGCUGGCUGGGGUUCAGAAUCAAUUCAUCUCAUAUGGGCGAUCUGUGGGUCCUCUGAAGCCCCUGCCCCCUACAUUGCUUCCCUACCCACCCUAGUUUCUUGGGGCGGGUGUCUCCAUUGUGGCCAGUGACCAGUGACUUAUCCCGGGAACUCAGCCAGGCUUCUGUGGAGGCCUGUCUAUCCACCUGACAGCCCUCCAGGGCAGGACCCCAGACAACCCCAGGAUGAUUCUCAAACGUGUAUCCAAAGUUGUCCCAGAACACCACAGACCCUAACAACUCAGAGACAGACAGCCACCAGUGUGGCCCCUCGUCCUUCAGAUACCGCAGGCAGGUAUCAGACCUCAGGGCACUUCAUCCCCCACGCUGCAGGGCUCAUAUGAGGUUCCCAAGGAAGGGGCACCCCACCCACAGCACGCCUAAGCAGUGCCCUCCACAGUCUCUAACUCUUGACCACCCCAUCCAUGAGUCAAGGGAGCAGGAAGCCAGAUAACUCAGUCAAGAGCCACAGUCAGGGUGUGCCUCAGCUGGAAGCUCCAUUUCACCCCAAAACUGAAAUGCUUCCAUCAUGGGUGCUAAGCCUCAGAUCUGGCACUUCGUAUACAGCCUGACACAUCCCACGAGAUAGGUGCUAUCACCAUCCCCCUUGCCAAGUGACAAAACGGAGGCUCAGAAAGGCAAAGCCAUUGCCCAAGGACACCCAGCUUGCAGGGACAGAGCCUGGGCCUACCAGGGCCCAUUGUCCAGCAAGGCUCUGCUGCUCAGGGUGCUGAGGAGCCAAGGGGGGCUCCAAAUGGCCUCUGGGUCUUCCUGCCAGCACAGACACAAUGACACACAUCUUUCCUCCACUCUUGCCCCUUCCUCUUUGGAGGGUUGCUGAGCCCCCUCGUGCCCCCUGGUGCAUGUACUGUCUCAUUUAUGCUCAAGACAACCUCCCCGCUCCCCUAUUGCACACACACCUCUGUGGGCUCUGCUGGGCACAGCUGUGCCUCUUCCCCAGCAGCAGAAGACAGCAGGCCUCACCCCACGCUCCCCAUCAUGCUACCCUUUGCCACCGGCAUCCAUGCUGUAAGGUUCACAUCCCAGUACACAGCGUCUUCAGUGAAAAUGGCUCCAUUUUUCACUCUCAGGACUCAGAUGGGAGCCCUAGAUCCCUGGGCCAGGGAACAGAUCCAGAGAGAUCUUAAAAUACACACACAAGAUGCUUCUCAGCACAACCAGGCCCUUGCCCUCAGGCUGAGCAGAGAGCCUGACACUGCCUUAGAUAUCCAAUGCUGGGCCUCCAGGCAAGACCAGAAGAGUAGGAAAAUUAACUGGGAAUGAACAGACCUGAGGCAUAAGCUAGAACCCCCACCAAUAGACCUCCAUGAAGUGGGCAAGCUGGGGAAAAGAUCAGCAGAGAGACGGCGGAGACAGGAAUCCAGUGUGUCGGGGGCAGAGAGCAAUGGCAGGAAAGACUUGCAGAGGCCAUAUGGUGAAAUACAACCCCCUCACCUGGGGAAGACCAAGGAGCCUGGAGUUUACCCUGGAACUCUGGGUUGGGGCAGGAGGGACACUAAAGUGUU
Delphinapterus leucas (beluga whale) is the source of this 7786-nucleotide messenger RNA. The record is from RefSeq and is a predicted model, not a curated record. NCBI's taxonomy places the organism in Eukaryota, Metazoa, Chordata, Mammalia, Artiodactyla, Monodontidae.